AUGGCCUCAGUCGCAGUAUCAACACCCCUCAAGUCCCACAAGGGACUGUUCUCCUCCCGUACCGCUGGCGGACGGAUGCCCCUGACGCCCUCGCCCCGCCAACGCGCAAACACCACCACUGUCCCCGUCAAGAACUCUUCUCCCUUCACCCCUGAGAGACAGUCCGGGCGCGAGGUGUCUCGUCCAUCUAAGUCAGUAUACGGAGGAAACCUGUCUUCGCACUUUGCCAAGUCCAGCUCAAGAACAUCCCACCGUGAUUCUCCCAAGUCCAACAUCGCGCGUGGUGUUGCCACCCCCCGGAAGGCUCUUGAGCUCGGUGUGUCAGACUUCACUCUCGUAGGCACCGGAAACACCAAGACUCCCGCCAGUGCCAAGUCCAAGAAGGCGCCUCUGCGACAGAAGACCAACAAGACCACCCUCACCUAUGCCGCGGACCGCUUCAUCCCCAACCGCAGCAACAGCUCUGCCAUUGCCAACGUCGGAUCCGGAAAGUUGGACGCCCAUGACAAGCAGCGCCCCAAGAGCAGCGGUACCGAAGCUUCAACUGUCCUAUCUUCCGCCACUGACGAUGCUAUCGCUGCCCUGGAAGGCCUCAGCAUCAACGACGACGAGGCCACAUCUUACUCGCGUCCCUCGCCCAACACCGUAGCAUACCAAGACUCUCUUGCCAAUGCUUGCGGCGUCAACCUGAACACGCGCAUCCUCCAGUUCAAGCCAGCCCCUCCCGAGUCAUCCAAGCCCAUCGACCUCCGCCAGCAGUACAACCGCCCCCUGAAGCAGGCUAGCUCCAGCUCGGCACAAUUCAGACGCCGCAUUGCCACGGCACCCGAGCGAGUUCUCGACGCUCCGGGUCUGAUCGAUGACUACUACUUGAACCUCCUUGACUGGAGUUCAAACAACCAGGUUGCCAUCGGUCUCGAGCGCAACGUCUACGUCUGGUCUGCGGAUGAAGGCUCUGUCAGCUGCCUGCUGGAGUCUAGCCCCGAUACCUACAUCAGCAGCGUUAAGUGGUCUGAUGAUGGAGCGUACGUUGGUGUCGGUCUCGGUUCUGGUGAGGUCCAGAUCUGGGACGUUGCCGAAGGCAUGAAGAUCCGCAGCAUGUUCGGCCACGACACGCGCGUUGGUGUCAUGGGCUGGAACAAGCACAUCCUAUCCACUGGCGCCCGAAGUGGCCUUGUCUACAACCACGAUGUCCGCAUCGCCGAACACAAGGUCGCCGAGCUGGUUUCUCACACCUCGGAGGUGUGCGGACUCGAAUGGCGCUCCGACGGUGCUCAACUGGCCACCGGUGGCAACGACAACCUGGUCUCAAUCUGGGAUGCACGAUCGCUCGCUGUCCCCAAGUUCACCAAGACCAACCACAAGGCCGCCGUCAAGGCCCUCUCGUGGUGCCCGUGGAACAUGAACCUGCUCGCCACCGGUGGUGGUUCCUACGACCGUCACAUCCACUUCUGGAACACCACCUCAGGCGCCCGCGUCAACAGUAUCGACACCGGCUCCCAGGUCACCAGUCUGCGCUGGAGCACCAGUUACCGCGAGAUCGUCAGCUCAAGUGGAUUCCCCGACAACUCUCUCAGCAUCUGGAGCUACCCCACGCUGGUCCGCAACGUGGAGAUCCCAGCCCACGAGAGCCGAGUUCUCCACAGCUGUCUCAGCCCCGAUGGACAAAUGCUCGCAACUGCAGCUGCCGACGAAAGCUUGAAGUUCUGGAAGGUCUUUGAGAAGAAGGCCGGCGCUGCUGCGGGCGUUGGUGCUAGCGGCUCCUCAGGCAAAGCGGAGAUGGCCAAGCAAAUGACCAUCCGAUAG
This is a messenger RNA of Anthostomella pinea, 1806 nucleotides long. NCBI's taxonomy places the organism in Eukaryota, Fungi, Ascomycota, Sordariomycetes, Xylariales, Xylariaceae. The record is from the annotation of a GenBank genome assembly.